UUUUUUUGCAAUAUGAUGCAGCCUCCUCCUCCUCAGGAGGAACCAAAGAUACCCGGCUCAGGGAGUCUGGUUCUGUAGGACCAAAUCCCCAUGGAACCAGGGCCAGGUUUGGAAGGGAGGCCGGGAGACACUCCACACUCCUCCAGCCCACGGAGCUGGGAUGGCACACGGAGACACCUCCAGACUUGCUGCUUUCCCACCGGGAAUUCCUUAACACACCGAGGCACCGAGGCUGGUCCAGCUGGAGAGGGGCCUUCCCGUGCAGGGGCUUGUUUUGUUACCCCUGCAUUGCUUUUGCCUUAAUUACCCUCCCCAGGGACCUGAAUCCAGUGGGUUCCCAUUGGGACCGUGUGGCCUUGCUGGGUUUUUGGAUGAUCCACGUGGCUUCGUGUCCGUGCCAGCGCUGGGGUUCAGGGAGGGAAGAGGGACCCGUGGCAGGGGGUGAACCCAGAACCACGUGGAGCUUUGUGGGGCCGAGGCCGCGGCUCCGGCGCUUUGCACUAUCCAACACUAACCCCGGGAGCCCCAGGGGCAGCAGCACAGACAGCACCAGGGCUCCUCCCUCCAGAGAGCUAUCCCAGCUCUUCCCAGCAUUGGGAUGUGGGUGUUGGGGUGUUGGGCUCAGCUCUCCCGGUGGCCCCACAUUCCGCCCGCGCCUGCCCGGCCCCGAGAACCCAGAGCUCCAUGUGUCCAGAGGGACCUGGAUACUCCCUGCUUUAUUCCGGGCCCUGCCGUGGCUCCUGAGCAGCCCAGGCUGUUGGGAUUGUACAUUGGGAUUGUCCUGGCACUGCUGGUCAGGUCAGGAUUCCCAGCCCUGGAGGCGGGGGCUGCGGGGUGACCCCACCUUGGGGUCCCUGCCCGGCCGGCGAACUGGGAGCACUCGUUUAAGGGAGCAUUCCGGGAAUUGGGAAGCCUGGAAGAGGCUCUUCACUAACGACCUGCUAACGAAAGGCUUCCCAAAGCCAUGGGGGGUGCAGGGACAGGUCACUGCACCCCCAGGACUGGGGGCACCUGAGUGUGGAGCAGUUCCAGCUCUGUGUUACCUGGCACAAGCUCACCCCUCCCGUACACCUCUCCAGGGAUGCUCCACACCAUUCCCGAGGUCCCUGGCCUUGGAGCAGCCCUGCCAGCAUCCCAGCACCACAUCCCAGUUCCCUGUGCCCCUUCCCAGCCUGUGGCUCUGGGAUGCUUUGGGGCUCUGCAGGAAGAAGCUCUUCCAGACGCCGGCAAACCCGAGACACCCCCCACGGCGGGGCCCAGGAGGGGACAGCGACAGCCCCGACUGUCCCCACGACUGUUCCCACGCACGCUCGGGACCACCACGGGCCCUCCAACACCUCCUCUCAUCCCACCUCAGCUCCUCGGGAGGAGCGACUCCGUGGGACAGCCCAGCUCCAGAGGGAACAUCCCCGGCCUUGCCGUGCCUUUGGAUUUGUGCCUUUGGAUUUGCACUUCUCGCUUCGCUGUCCCGGUGCAGAGGCCCCCCCGCACUAACCCCGGCCAGGCAGUGGCAGGAUUUUAAUCAGCACUUUUAUCCACUUUCCCUCCCAGUGGAAUGGUCGUUUGGAAUCGGGAUGGACGGCAGCACAGCGCAGGCUUAGGGAAUUUCUGUCACCAUGAGAUGGCAAUAUUGUAUGUGAUGAGAUGUCUUUAUAAAAUAUAUUAUCUGUUCCUGCUCUGGUUUUAUAUAUAUAUAUAUAAAAAAUAUAUAAAAUAUAUAUAUUCCUGGUUUUCCCAUAAAUUAACUAUUUCUAAAUUGAAUCUGAUUCUCAGCCGGGGGCGAUAAUGCAAUGAACCCUUUUUUUAUUAUUAUUUUAAAUCGCUGAUAUUUUAAUGUGUAAAAGAAAAAAAAAACCUACUAUAAUGGACCUGGGUUUUGUUUACAUAAUUCACUGUAAUAAAUAAAAAAAAAAGCAAUUAGUUGCAUCCCACCAUGGCCGUGCCUGUUUCUGCAGAGAUGAUGCUCGGAGGGAAUGUGGUGUUUUGGUGUCCCAAUAUCCCGAUUUUCCCCCUCUGGCUGCUCCUGGACCUGCUGCUCUCCCACCAUGGGGCGACCCCGGGG
Corapipo altera (White-ruffed manakin) is the source of this 2062-nucleotide messenger RNA. RefSeq lists its product as uncharacterized. The coding region runs from base 372 to 1601 and encodes 409 amino acids. NCBI's taxonomy places the organism in Eukaryota, Metazoa, Chordata, Aves, Passeriformes, Pipridae. The transcript is spliced from 2 exons. The record is from RefSeq and is a predicted model, not a curated record.